Messenger RNA from Macrobrachium nipponense, 2339 nucleotides. Its product is annotated as mucin-2-like. The transcript is spliced from 13 exons. NCBI's taxonomy places the organism in Eukaryota, Metazoa, Arthropoda, Malacostraca, Decapoda, Palaemonidae. The record is from RefSeq and is a predicted model, not a curated record. The coding region runs from base 192 to 2339 and encodes 715 amino acids.
CUCUCACCACAUCUUCAACCUUCAGUAGUAACGAAAGCACUAUAACUACUGGAAACACAACAGCAGGAAAUACAACUGAAGUGUCAACAACUCUCACCACAUCUUCAACCUUCAGUAGUGAAGAAAGCACUACAACUACUGGAAACGCAACAACUGGAAAUACAACUGAAGAAACAGCUGCUCCCAGCGAUAUGAUAGUUAUGGUUGAUCAGUAUAUUAACGUAUUGAACUGCUCUCAGCAUCUUAACAGGUCUAUAAAUUCUUCUCAGUUUGUGAUGGUGGAGAACAUUUUCACCAAGGAACACUACCAGAAAGCUAGGGCAGUGCUAGAGGACAGCGAAAAUGCUUUUGUUUCUUCUGAGACAGUUGUUGAACAAUCAGGAAAUUUGACCUCUAAUUAUUCAUUCUAUUACAUGAGUAACAACGAAUUAAAUUUCCUGCAAUACCCAGAGCCGUACUCUGAUGAUGUAAAUGUAGGACCUGGUUUGGUAAUAAUUUUACCCAUGAUGUUACAAGAUGCAAAUGACUCUUCCAGUUACUACAUGCCAUUGCUGUUCAUUGGGGAAAUGAAAGCAGUGGCUUAUCCAAUUGUGCAGAUUGAACAGUUUAUUUUUUAUGAUCACGUGGGAACAACUUGUGAAUGUGACUCUCCUCCUUGCUAUUGCGCUUCUGAGACUCCUGUUGAUGAUCAUCCACUUCAAGUACCAGCUAUCAAGAACGCCAGCUUUAUUGAUAAGGAGGCCAAUGCUAGCAAGGUGAACAGCCUGAACUUAACAUCAGGAGAAAUGAAUCCACAUUUGGAGAUGCUUCUUGCUGUUCCUAUUCUUGAACGCAAAUACUUCCUUAAAGAAUAUGUAAUGGAGAAGAUGGAAGGUGAGCCGUGCACAUGUAAUACAACCACAACAACAAUAACAACUGAGAACUCAACUAUUUCGUCUACAUUGAUGUCAUCAACAUCAUCAUCUACUUUUUCAACUAUAUUGACAAGUGCAAAUACAACUUCAGAAUUAUCAACAGUGACAUCAGUUACAGAAACGGCAUCCUCGUCUGAAAUUCCAAGUCCAAAUUCAACUUCAGUAUCUUCUGAAAGUACAUUUAACGAAACUGCAUCAACGUCGUCAGGAACGCUGGCAACGAAUGAAUCGACGACCUCAGAUGAUGGGGAGAGUAAAUUACUCAAUGUAACAGCAUCAUCGACGACAGCAACUGUGGGAACGAAUGAAUCGACAACCACAGAGAUGGGAGUGUGCAAUCCCCAGCAAGAUCCCACAUGUCCCACUACAGCAACUACUAUUAAUACUACAGCAGAGUUCAACACUACGACUACGGAAUCCAAGUUAAGUUCAAAUGCCACAGAAGGAGUAUGCAACCCAAUAAAAGAUCCUACAUGUCCCACUGCUUCAACUACUAUCAGUACCACAUCAGAGUUCAACUCUUCUCUCACAGAAUCAAUGUGUCCCACUACAGCAACUACUAUUAAUACUACAGCAGAGUUCAACACUACGACUACGGAAUCCAAGUUAAGUUCAAAUGCCACAGAAGGAGUGUGCAAUCCAAUAAAAGAUCCCACAUGUCCCACUACAGCAACUACUAUUAAUACUACAGCAGAGUUCAACACUACGACUACGGAAUCCAAGUUAAGUUCAAAUGCCACAGAAGGAGUAUGCAAUCCAAUAAAAGAUCCCACAUGUCCCACUACAGCAACUACUAUUAAUACUACAGCAGAGUUCAACACUACGACUACGGAAUCCAAGUUAAGUUCAAAUGCCACAGAAGGAGUGUGCAAUCCAAUAAAAGAUCCCACAUGUCCCACUACAGCAACUACUAUUAAUACUACAGCAGAGUUCAACACUACGACUACGGAAUCCAAGUUAAGUUCAAAUGCCACAGAAGGAGUGUGCAAUCCAAUAAAAGAUCCCACAUGUCCCACUACAGCAACUACUAUUAAUACUACAGCAGAGUUCAACACUACGACUACGGAAUCCAAAUUCAAAUCAGUAGAUAUAAAUUACCACACAGGAAUUUGCCAAUCCAGGCAAGUCCACGUUGUCCUAACACUACAGCACCUACCUCAUGGCCAACAGCAGAGUUUUCCAAACACACCUUUUCAACAACAGGGCAUCGAAACAUUAGAUUCCAAUACCACUGAAGGAGGGGGGCAAGAUCCCAUGGUGUCCUACUACAACAACUACCAUCAACGCCACCAGGCAGAGUUCCAAACACCUCACACAAAUCGAAACAUUAAGGAUUCCAAUACCAAGAUGAAGUUAUGGGAUCCUAAAGAAAGAAUCCCACAUGUCCUAACCAACACGCAAACUACCAUCAAUGCCAACAGCUGA